GAUUGGCUAGAACAAGUGUCACUCAUUAAGCGCUCUGUAACUAGCUAGCUAAGCAUGUGGAUCCUCAAUGAGCACUGUUUAGCGUGACAAGUGUGCCUCUUGGGCAUCAAUAUGAAGACAGAAGAAGGCACUAUUUGACAGAUCAAUAACAAAGUUGGAGUUUAUCUCACUGGCAUUAUUGCAAAUGUAGCUAGAUACCCAGACAUCGAUUUAAGUGGAAAUCGCAAGUUUUAAGCCACAGUGAGUUAGCUAACGCUAGCCAUAACGAGACAGCAAAAAUGAACUUGUCUUUUGACGAUCAUUCACUGGAUAAUCUGGAUCCAACCCUAUCCCUAAAUGACCCCAGCGAUAUUGACACGGCUCUGCUCAAUGACAUUGAUGAUAUGCUGCAGCUCAUCAACAACCAGGACAUGGUGGAGUUCAACCAGGACAUGGCUGGUAUCUUUGACCCCCCUCAGUUCACAGGGGUCACCCCUACCCAGGACCUCCCUGUCCCCGGCCUGCCCCACUCCAUCCCCUCCCCUCCAUCCUCCACAUCCACCUCCAUCCUGAGCAGCAGCCCCCACCUUGAUGCUCUCCUGGGGCCUCCCAUCAUCCGUAGUUCCUCCCCCCCAGACAAGGCCUUCCACCCACCCACCUUCCAGCAGUCGCCCCUGGCCCAGGUCACCACCUCCACCCCUGUACCACUACCCAGGCCGCAGCAGCAGCCAGCACCCCAGCAAAGCUCUCCGUCAGCCCAGGCUGCUCAGGGUCUCAGGCAGCCCAAGGUGGACCAGCCCCAGCCCCUGCCGGUUCUCUCCCCCCCAGCCCCUGUUCCAAUCCAGCUUCCUCCCCCAGCCUCCACCUCCCACACUGUACCCGGCCAGAGCCCCGUGUUCAGUGCCGCCCCCCAGGCCCUGUUCACCUCUCCUGCACCCCAGCAGCAGCAGCCCCAGGCUCAGCCACUGCCCCAGCCCCAGGUCCAUGCCCAGCAGAUCCGGAUUAAUUACAGCACCCAGAAUGGCUACAAAGCUGUCAAUCAUCAAGGAGGCCCCGCCCAGCCCAUGGUAAGCCUGUCAUCGACCCCUUCCGGCGUUCAGCCAAUGACCAUCCAGGCUCUGACCACCACGGCCCCCCUCCUGACCACCUCAGCAAGCCCCCCUGCUCAGACCAUCGCAUCACACCACGUUCAACAAGUGUUGCUCCAGCCCCAGUUUAUCAAGGCUGAGUCUCUGCUGCUGACCACCCUGAACCGUGACCCCUGCAUGGUCACUACUGUGGCCUCUCCCUGUAUCACCUCCCUGGCCACCACCACAUCCCAGAGCACCCACUCACUACAGGCUCUGAUGAGUGGUGGCACCUUCCUGACCACGGUGCCAGUGAUGAUGGACUCUGACAAGCUGCCCAUCAACCGUAUCACAAUCAGCAGUAAGCCUAUGGGCCUGCCCCCCAAGGGCGAGAAGCGCACCGCCCACAACGCCAUCGAGAAGCGCUACCGCUCGUCCAUCAACGACAAGAUCAUUGAGCUUAAAGAUCUGGUGGCCGGGACUGAGGCCAAGCAGCUCAACAAGUCAGCAAUUCUGAAGAAGGCAAUAGACUACAUCCGCUACCUGCAGCAGUCCAACCAGAAACUAAAAGCAGAGAACAUGGCCCUGAAGAUGUCUGCCCAGAAGAACAAGUCUCUGAAGGACCUGGUUGCCAUGGAGGUGGACGGCCCACAGACGGACGUGAAGAGCGAGCUGCCCACCCCUCCACCCUCCGACGUGGGCUCUCCCACCUCCUACUCCCACUGUGGCAGCGACUCAGAACCUGACAGCCCCAUGGGGGAGGACAGCAAGCCGGCGGUCAAUCUGAUGGACACGUCAUCGUCCACCCCGGGCGGCGCUGGCAUGCUGGACCGCUCCCGCAUGGCGCUGUGCACAUUCACCUUCCUCUUCCUCUCCCUCAACCCCCUGGCCUCCAUGCUGUGUGGAGGGAUGGGCUCCAGCACCACCGCUAACAACGACGCAGUGCAUCCUGGGACAGGCAGGAACAUGCUGGGCCUAGACAACGCAGCUGACUUGUGGAGCUGGAUGGACUGGAUGCUGCCCACUCUGUUGGUGUGGCUGCUGAACGGUGUGCUGGUGGCUGGGGUUCUGGUCAGACUGUUGGUCUAUGGAGAGCCAGUCACCAGGCCACACUCUGGAUCCUCCGUGCUGUUCUGGAGGCACCGCAAGCAAGCAGACCUCGACCUGGCACGGGGAGACUUUGCCCAGGCCAGUCAGAACCUAUGGACCUGCCUCAAGGCCCUGGGUCGUCCCUUACCCACCUCUCAGUUGGACCUGGCCUGUGCCGCCCUGUGGGCCCUGCUCCGCCUCUGCCUCCAGCGCCUGGGGGUGGGUCGCUGGUUGGCUGCCAGGGCCGGGGGGCUCCGCGCCAGGGGGCUCCGGGAGGACGCGCGUAAGAGCAGCCGCGACGCUGCCCUGGUCUACCACCGCCUGCACCAGCUGCACAUGACUGGUAAGCUGGGCGGUAGCCACCUGUCUGCCGUUCACAUGGCUCUGAGUGCUGUAAACCUAGCAGAGUGUUCAGGCUCCUGUCUCCCCGUGGCCACGUUAGGAGAGGUCUACGUCUCCGCAGCCCUACGAGUCAAAGCCAGCCUACCCAGACUCCUUCACUUCUCCUCCCGUGUGUUCCUGAGCAGCGCCCGCCAGGCGUGUCUCUCCUCCAGUGGCAGUGUCCCCCCGGCCAUGCAGUGGCUCUGUCACCCUCUGGGCCACCGCUUCUUUGUGGACGGGGACUGGGCCGUCCGCAGCACACCCAAAGAUAGCAUCUACAGCCAGGCAGGGAACACAGUGGACCCUCUGGCCCAGGUGACCCAGGCCUUUAGGGAGCACCUGUUGGAGAAGGCUCUAUACUGUGUGGCCCAGCCCCGGGGGGAGAAGACCCCCAGUGAUGGAGAGGGGGAGUAUGCAGAUGCUCUGGAGUACCUUCAGCUGUUGACUAGUGCAUCAGACGCCGCCGGAGCCACCACCCAGUCCUUCGCCAUCGGAUCCAACAUGGCUACCGUCACUGGCUGUGACCCUCAUUCCAAAUGGUGGUCGUCAGUUGCCGUGGUGAUCAUUAACUGGCUCCAAGGAGACGACGCAGCGGCCGAGAGACUGUACCCCGCUGCUGAGCACCUGCCCCGUAGUCUACAGACGGCAGAGAGUCCGUUGCCCAAGGCGUCUUUGAACACGUUCCGAGCGGUGCGCGCCAUGCUGACCAAACCAGAGAACUGCCAACUGAGUCUGAGCCACAGUGAGAAGGCCAGCGGCCUGCUGAGAGACAGCCUCAACCUGGGACCACACUGUCACAGCAGCAGCCUAGACAAGGUGGUCCAGUUGCUGCUGUGUGACCUGCUGCUGGUGAUGCGGACCAACGUGUGGCGUCUGCAGCAGAGCUCCAAUCCCGGGGGUCUCUCCUUGCAGGCCUCCCCGGCCGAGCUGCACGGCUUCCAGCAGGACCUCUCCUCCCUCAGGAAGCUGGCCCAGAGCUUCAGGCCUGCCAUGCGCAGGUUGUUUCUUCAUGAGGCGACCGCCAGGCUGAUGGCUGGAGCCAGUCCCACGCGAACACACCAGCUCCUGGACCGCUCGCUCAGACGCAGAGCCACCCCCGGAGCCAAGACAGAGGAGUGUGAGAUGCGUCCUGGCCAGAGGGAGCAGGCUGAGGCGGUGAUGUUGGCGUGUCGCUACCUGCCCCCCUCCUUCCUGUCGGCACCUGGCCAGCGGGUGGGCAUGCUUGCUGACGCAGCCCGUACCCUGGAGAAGCUGGGGGACAAGCGUACCCUCCACGACUGCCAGCAGAUGAUCAUUAAGCUGGGCAGCGGCACCACUGUCACCUCUGCCUAGACUAUACAGAGCGAGACAGAGAGACCAGCUCCCCCCCCACACACACACACACAAAUGGAUGAAGGCGGUUUUUGGCAUUUGGCCUGCAGCUGACGAACAGACAUACAGACAGUCUGCCUAGACACUGAGAAUCAUAUCAGACAGACAGACAGACAAAUAAACAUACUUGACAGUUACCUGCCGUCGGUUUCAUAUCACCCCUUAUCCCUGAUUCACCUAUCAGUACAGUAGACAGCUCGCAGACUGACAGUUUAGCAGGGGAGGACCUCACCUCUCCUUCACCCCAAUAAAGUGUUGCCAUUGACAGUGUUGACAUGAUCUGUCAUGUAACCUAGUCAUCCUCACCAGAAUAUAUAGGUUCAUAUUUCUGUUUCUUUUCUAUUACCCUGUGUGAAAUGCACUGUAGUGGCAGAGUUUGUCCGCUAGGUGGGGUUGUGGCGCCCUCUGCAGGACUGUGAAGGUGUGACGCCUGGAAUCGUGUGUGUGUGCAUGUGUGAGUGGGAGAGAGACAAGGGGAAAGGUUUUUACAUGCAGUUAUACACUACUAGCCCCAUGUUUUGAUUGGGCGAUGCACCUUACAAAGCGAAGCACUCUGUUGUUAUUGGUGUGUUUAGAGAGUGGCUGUCCGUCUGAUUGGCUGCGAUGUGAUGUCAUCAUGGGUGGGAGGAGCAAGCUGUGUUGGGACAGACUGGGUUUUUGAGGAGUACAACGUUUCAGAAAAAAUAGAAAUGUAUCAUGUAGAGCAGACAGGUUUCUCUAUCAUGUUGAAAAGAGGACCAUGACAGAUCUAUACAUUGUGUUUCUAUCUGUGACGAUCUGAAAUGUUGCAUCUCUCUCGUGUCUUUUUAUCUGCACUGGCCCAGAGGGGCUGUAUUUGAUUAGUUAAAUAAUAUUGUGGCUUUUUCUUUUCAUAUUUUUUUCUUUAUUGUUGUUGCUGUGUAUAUAUUUUAAAGUGUAUUUAUAAUCUGAAUGAGAUUUGUUCUGUUGAUCAGUAUUUUCCAUUGGCCGUGUGAUAAUUAUUACUUUCCACCCUCAUUGUGUAGCAUUGGCAGAGGCUUGGGGUCCAAUGGGGAGUAUGUGUGUGUCCCAAAUGGCACCCUAUUCCCUAUAUAGUGCCCUACUUUCUAUGGACCCUAGUCAAAAGUAGUGCGCCAUGAAAGGGUGCCAUUUGGUACGUGUUACUUAACCUAUGUUUCCAUAGUUGGUUAGUGUGUCAAAAAAGGGGACAGUGUCCAUGUGCUAUGGGGACAAAGGAGUGUCAAAGACCAUUCAAUAUUCUCAUCAGACCCAUUUGAGCGUUUGCACUAUUGCGCAAGGUGUGUACUACCAUUAUGAUAAUAUCAAAAAGAGUUGGUGGUGUCGAGUCCUCGAGCGAUAGGCUCGAGUCUAGGGUUGAGCUUCCAGACACUUCCAGACAGAACAGUGUGACCAUAGAAAUAGAACGAAUGGCCGCCAAUCCACCAUCACAGAACAUUGACUUGAAUGGGAAUGUCCGUUCUAGUAAUUAUAUUUCUAUGGUGUUGACCCACCCCCCCCCCAAAGUCAUUCCGUUCAAGACCAAUAGCUUACAGAAGAGCCCGAGUUACAUCUAGCGUUUCUAGAUCUCAUCAUUUAAUUGACUCUUGUUGUUAUCAUCUCUUCUUCCAAAGAAAACCAGAAGCAAGGCAGCCCCGGCCUCCUGUAGUCAGGCCCCUGGGUCCUGUUCACUAGGUACCAAAUGGAAGAAAAUGGACUGAAACAGGGAGCGAGUUUUUGCUCUUGUCCAAUAAGAAACUGUAAUUUCUGUUUUCCGUUGCUAAACUUUUUCAAACGUUGUGUGCGCCUAUGAACAGGACCCAGAUGUUAAAAAGACAGAGAGAAUAGUUGUGUGUGUGUGUGUACAACCCUCUUCCAGAACCACAGUUUUUGUUUUCAGAAGACUGUAAAACCCAAUUUUGAUUCUUUAGCAUGCUUUUGUUGUGUUUAUCCCAGGACAUGCUAGUUUGUAAUAGUGUAUCAUUGUAAGUGACUGACUGAGGGACACUGGACUGAUGAUUCCUUCCCAGUGUGUCGGUUCAGUCUGUAGUGUGACUGUGUUAAAUCAUCGCAACCACAUCUGAAAAUGAAUUAUUAUUAUUAUUAUUAUUAUUAUUAUUAUUAUACUGUUUCUUAACCAACAUAUUCUUUCCUUCCCUCUUUCUCCUUCUUUGGUCAUUGAUUUAUUCCUUGAUAUGUAAAUAAAAAAGAACAUUUUGUAAUGAAAUGCC
Molecule: messenger RNA, 6094 nt
Organism: Coregonus clupeaformis (lake whitefish)
Lineage: Eukaryota; Metazoa; Chordata; Actinopteri; Salmoniformes; Salmonidae
Product: sterol regulatory element-binding protein 1-like
Exons: 19
Coding region: 279-3848 (1189 amino acids)
Biological process (GO): regulation of transcription by RNA polymerase II
Cellular component (GO): nucleus
Molecular function (GO): protein dimerization activity; DNA-binding transcription factor activity, RNA polymerase II-specific; RNA polymerase II cis-regulatory region sequence-specific DNA binding
Source: RefSeq, a predicted model, not a curated record